ACCAAACAUGGUCAAAGGAAGCAAGCAAGGCAGCGAGACGUUUUGGUUAAGCGAUCAAUGCUGAGUUUGUUUGUUUUUCUGCUGACUGCAUAUACAUUUUGCAGACAUCGUUAAGACAAAGAAGAACCUUUAGCACACGUUAACACGUCUUUGGUCCGGGAUAAACUCGCCUCAGCGUCACUUUGAAGCGUCCCAUGCUAGCUUAGCUUGCUAGCUGCUAACAAAACAAAGCGGAAGUGAUAAACACGUCGCUAAGUGUGAGUUUAAAGUGUGAAAAUGUGCAAAGUAGGAAUGCUGAGAGUGUUGGUGAAGCAGCGACUAACUGCUGCUGUGGAAGAAAUAUUUGUAGUGUUAGAAAGAACGAUAGCAGAAUACGUUGAGGAACUUUCUAGAACAAAAGAGGAGAACGAGCGACAACGUCAACUACUGGACGCUCUUUUCAACAAACAUCAACAAACAGGCGUCAGUGAGGAACAUGGUCCUCCUCCGCAGCAGGAGGAGCCACAGCCCCCCCACAUUAAAGAGGAAGAGGAGGAGCACGGCAUCAGUCGGGACGGAGAGCCCCUGGAAGGACUGGAGGACUUCUCAGUGGUUGGUGUCCCUGUGAAGGGUGAGGAGGACCAUGAUGAAGAUGAGGUCGAAGGUGAAAGUGAGGAGAAGAGAGAGGCGGAGCCUCCGAGCAGCAGCUCAUUUCAACACAUGACAACAGAAGCUGAUGGAGACCACUCGGCUGCCCUCUCAGAUAGCGGACAUUCUGCCGACACUGACGACGACGAGUCCAAAGCCGAGCGGACGAGUCGCGCCGACAACGCCCGCUGGAAAUGUUCUCAGUGUGACAAAAGUUUUGGCAAGAAGAGCAAUCUGAAAAGACACAUGAGCUGCCACACCAAAGAAAAGCCAUUCAUGUGCUCAAUUUGCGGGAAAAGGUUCUCUCUGAAAUCCAACUUGAAAGCGCAUAUGAGGAGACACUCUGGCGAGAAACCAUUUUCCUGUUCCGUCUGCAACAAAUGUUUCAGUGAGAGCUCAAUACUGUCCCGUCACAAGAAAACGCACGCUGGAGAGAAACCUUACGCCUGCUCGUUGUGCGGCGUGCGGUUCACUCAAAAGUCAUCUUUGACCCAACACACUAAAAUUCACACCGGCGAGAAACCAUUCACAUGUCCGGUGUGCGGUAUCGGUUUCGCGCGGAAUUCAGACGUGAAGCGACACAUGCGAACGCACACUGGCGAGAAACCGUAUUCUUGUUCAGUCUGCAACAAAUGCUUUUGCGAGAGCUCAGAGUUGGAGCGACACACGAGAACGCACACCGGGGAGAAACCUUACACCUGCUCGUUCUGCGGGCUCGGUUUUGCGCAAAAGUCCCACAUGACAGAGCACACGAGGAUACACACCGGAGAGAAACCCUACACCUGUUCGUUGUGCGGGAAAGGGUUUGUGCAAAAUCACGGCUUGAAAAUACACCUGAGAACGCACACUAAAGAAAAACCAUUCUGCUGCCCAAGCUGCAACAAAGGCUUCUGUGACAAAGCGACUCUUGUACGACACAUGAGAACUCACGCCGCUGAGUGAUGACAGAUUUCUCUUCCAAGUACCAGCAGGACUUUAUUGAUCAGAAUCUAAGAGCAUGUGUUGACACACAAAGUACAAAGUCACGUCACUAGAUCAUGUUUCCUGGAAUCUAAUCAGAUUAUGAAUUAGUAAAUAUUUUCCAAGCUUUGUGGACAAUGACUUUGUUUUAUUUAUUCUAAGUUGUUUGUGUUAUUGUACAUCUUUGCUAUUAUUGUGCUAAUAAAGUGAAACAAUAUUC
Nerophis lumbriciformis (worm pipefish) is the source of this 1807-nucleotide messenger RNA. RefSeq lists its product as uncharacterized. NCBI's taxonomy places the organism in Eukaryota, Metazoa, Chordata, Actinopteri, Syngnathiformes, Syngnathidae. The record is from RefSeq and is a predicted model, not a curated record.